AUGAAGACUUUUUCCAUCGUGUGUUGUAUUGUGUUGUGCUUAUGUUCGCCGGGAGUUCGCGCCCUAUCUUCCUCCGAAGAGCUAGAAGUGACAGACACAUGUUGCGCACACGGCGAGAGCGCGGCGGUGACGGCACCGACCUGUGGAGGAAUCACUCCGCCAGAAGACAUAGAACCUGAACAGAUGACAGUGUGCCUUGCAGCGAUAUCCAGCUGUUGUGAAAAGCAGCUCAAAUCCAAGGAAUCAUGUGUAGCAGGUAUGAAGUUGGCAGCAGCAAAAAAAUGCAGCACUGCAGACUCCGAGAUUGGAUCGUCAUGCUGUGAAGAAUGUUCAAUAGGAAGAUGGACAGGAGAGUCUCAGGGUAAAGGAGGAUGUGGGUCUGCACCCUCAACUGAAGGAGUCAGUCCAUCUACUGCGCUGAGGAAGGGUGCUUACCAUCAGUGUUGUGUGGAAGCCGCAGAAACUCCAGAAACGACAACAGAAAAGAAACCGGAGUCUACAACGGAGAAGAAGAUUGAAGUGACCACAGAAAAGAAAGUGGAGAAGCAGAAGUGUGAGAAAGACUCGUGUGAACAUGAGUGCAAUGAUGAGGGAGGAGUCGUGAGGUGCUCGUGUCGGGAGGGAUACAGGCUACAGGGGGAUAAGAAAUCGUGUAAAGAUAUAAAUGAGUGUGCGGAAGCUACGGAUGAUUUGUGUACAGCAGAAGAUACGGUGUGCCACAACACACCUGGAGCGUUCAAAUGCGUGCCCAUCAAGAAGAGAGACGUUGGACUUAGCUGCCCUCCUGGAUUUAAAAGGAACCUUGUCAACCAAGUCUGCGAUGAUAUCAACGAGUGUCAGAUGCCUCGUCCACCAUGUCCGAAGUACCUGUGUGAGAACACAAUAGGCGGUUACAAGUGCGCCGGGAAGUCAGGCAAGCCAUUCACUGAAGCGGUCCCUGGAGCGGUCACCGAAGCUGCCGUCAGCUCCACUUCUUCACCAAAGAAUGAUAUCUGCCCACCUGGAUUUAGAGCCGGACCUGAUGAUGAAUGCGUUGAUAUCGAUGAAUGUGGAGAGCGGUUAGACGACUGCCAGCGUCUAUCGCAGCACUGUAUCAACACGCACGGUAGCUUCUUCUGUCAAGACCAUGUCUCCAAGCGCUGCGCCCCUGGCUUCAAGGUCAACAGCGCCACCGGCAUAUGUGAAGAUAUUGAUGAAUGUGAAGAGAGUUCAGAAGAGGUGUGCAAGCGCACUGAAGUGUGCAUCAAUCUACCGGGAGCAUACAACUGCAAGUCUAAAAUAAGCACCUUACCAAAGUUAACACCUAAAAUCUGUCAAGAAGGAACCAGACUUAGUUCAGGAGGAUCCAUUUGUGAAGAUAUUGACGAGUGUCGUGAAGGGACCCACUUAUGUGAUCAGUUCCAGAACUGCAUCAACACGUACGGUGGACAUGAAUGUCGGUGUAAGAAUGGAUUCGAACUCGACUCUUCAUCUGGGUCUUGCGUCGACAUUGACGAGUGUGCAUUGAAGUUGGAUAACUGCGCCAGUGGGUUGCAUUGCCUGAACCUGCUGGGGUCAUUCACCUGCACCAAACGGGCUGUCACUAGCAGUACAACUACCACUACCUCCACCAGCCCCCCACUCUAUGAGUACGAGUACUAUGACUCUGACGAAGACAACUCGACAACCGACAGCGGUUACCCAGAGACAGUACCAACAGUGCCGACCACGCCCAGUACCACAACUUCAACGACUACCACGACAACCACUACCACGCCAAAACCUACCACCACAUCUACCACAACCACCACCACGACCACGACGGCAAAACCCACCACCACAUCGACAGCCAGACCUAGAAACAAUCCAUACCCACCAUACUACGAUAGACCAACAACAACUUCUUCAACGACCACAUUAAGAACUCCGAGAAGACCAGACUACUACCCGCGAAGACCUUACAAUCGAAGACCGGAGUCCAGCACGAGGAAACCGUUACCACCCUACAUACCCGUCAAUCCAGAACCUACUGACGAGGUUCCGAACGAUACGAGGCCCUUACCUCCUUAUAGACCAUCAAAUAAUAGGCCGUCUAGGCCAGAAACACCAGCUACCCGGCCUGAACCUACUCCUGCAGUACCAGAUGAUAGGAGAACGAAUGAGAUCGGAGGAGAGAAACCGAAAGAUGAAACUCCAGACUUUAACAUCAACGACCUGCAUUGUUUGGAUGGGUAUGAAAAGGAUGCAGCUGGAAAUUGUGUUGACACGGACGAAUGUGCCUUAGGACAACACGCUUGCAGAAACACCGAAAUGUGUCUAAACAGGCCAGGUGGAUAUAUCUGCGAGUGCAUAACCGGGUUCCGCAGGGAUCCUUCAGGGUACUGUAACGUCGUCACUACACCUGCGACCGCCAGGACCACUACCAGCACCACGACUACCACCACUACAACUACACAAAGAACUGCUGUUGCGAAUCCGGAAUGGGGAUACACGCCAGCUCGACCGAGCCGCCCGGCCCGCCCAGACCGCCCAGACCGUCCAGACCGCCCGGACCGCCCAGUCAGCCCGGACCGCCCAGACCGUCCCGAACGCCCUGACCGCAGAUAUCCUCCAGUUUCUUGUGAACUGGGCUUCACCUUCGACGGCAGUGCUGGGAAGUGCGUUGAUAUAGAUGAAUGCGCUACCAACCAAGCUUCGUGUUCUGCUCUGGAAGAUUGUAUAAACGUGGAAGGUGGUUACCGCUGUGAAUGUGGCAGAAGAUGUAGAGGAGAUGACAGAUCAGUAAUCACUCCAACUCCCUCGAGUUCUACCACUCGGCCAUCAUCAGCUCCUUCGAACGAGGGUCGCAACGUGAUUACAGUUGGAGCACAGUACGGGCAGAGAGGUCCCUACUCCCCGCGACCAACGUAUACCAGGCUCCCUGACGUGGGUGCACUGGUAGCUUCAUGUCCUUGGGGAUACAAGCUUACACCUGAGAAGAGGUGCUAUGACAUCGAUGAGUGUGCCCGUAAUGUUUCGGAGUGUGGGCCAGACCAGCGAUGUGAGAACUUCUACGGAGGGUACUCCUGUCAGUGCCCGGCUGGACACAGGCUGGUAGGACAGAACAUGUGCGAGGACAUCAACGAGUGUAUGCAUGGAAAUCCAUGCGCAUACAACGCAGACUGCCUUAACACAUGGGGUUCAUAUAGAUGUGAGUGCCGCACUGGCUUCCGUAACGCCCCAUCCAAUGACAAGGUCUGUGUUGAUGUAGACGAGUGCUCUGAAACCCCUGGGAUCUGCAGCCAGGGCUGUUCCAAUACUUGGGGAAGCUACCGGUGCUACUGCAAGAGAGGGUACCGUCUUGAUGAUGAUAACAAGACUUGUGUGGAUGUGAAUGAAUGUGAAGAGUUCUCAUUAGUUCGUCUGCGCGGCAAGCUUUGUGGAGGCGAGUGUGUCAACGAGCCUGGCAGCUACCGGUGCGCUUGUCCUGCAGGGUACCGGCUUUCGGAAGAUAGUAGGAGCUGUAUUGACAUAGACGAGUGUGAGACGGGCGAGGCUCGGUGCGCACGCGGCAGUGACGCCGGCUAUGUGUGCCAGAACACUCGAGGCAGCUACCACUGUCACCACAUCGACUGUCCCCCAGGAUACAAGCUGGAGUCAAAGCACCGUUGUGUCCGCGUGCAGAGAUCCUGUCAAGUUGGUGAUUGGACGUGUCUUCAGCAGCCCAGCACUUACAGCUAUAAUUUCAUUACGUUUGUGGCCAACAUAUACCUGCCUUCUGGGAGUGUGGAUCUUUUCACGAUGCACGGUCCAUCAUGGCGGGAGUCUUUAGUUAGCUUUGAGAUGCGCAUGGUAUCGGUGCAAGCGUCGCCUGGCAUACAACCUGCAGAUCUUCGGUGUUUCGACAUGCGUCCAUCAGGCAAUAUUUGCGUGAUCUCGCUCCUGUGUUCGCUGCAAGGUCCUCAAGUGGUGGAACUUGAGCUCACCAUGUCACUCUACCAGCGCACCAUGUUCGCUGGCAGUGCAGUCGCCAGACUCGUAGUAAUCGUCUCGCAGUAUGAGUUCUAG
Molecule: messenger RNA, 4026 nt
Organism: Spodoptera littoralis (African cotton leafworm)
Lineage: Eukaryota; Metazoa; Arthropoda; Insecta; Lepidoptera; Noctuidae
Source: the annotation of a GenBank genome assembly